AUGGUCUCCAUCAAGAAUCUCGCCCUCCUCGCCCUCAGCACCCUCGCAGCCGCGUCCCCCAUGGAGCCUCGAAGCGAGAAAGAGGGCACGGUCAAGGUGUUCGGGGGAACAACCUGCGGUGACCUGGCGAACACCUACAGCUGGAUGGGCAGCGGCACCACCUCGCAGUGCUGGAAGGUCACCGACAUUGGCUCCUAUCAAGCGGUUGACAAUGGCUGCAAGACGAGCUUCUGGGGCAACGGUGACUGCACCGGCCAGAAGUGGACGGCCAAGAACAGCGACUGCAACAGCCUGGAGUUUGCCUCCCUUUCUAUCAAGUGCUAA
Molecule: messenger RNA, 324 nt
Organism: Cryphonectria parasitica EP155
Lineage: Eukaryota; Fungi; Ascomycota; Sordariomycetes; Diaporthales; Cryphonectriaceae
Exons: 2
Coding region: 1-324 (107 amino acids)
Source: RefSeq, a predicted model, not a curated record